AUGACAUUACGUAAAUCAAAUGCUUUUUUAUCAUUAGCAAAUAGUUACUUAAUAGAUAGUCCUCAACCAACAUCAAUAAAUUAUUGAUGAAAUGUUGGAAGUUUACUAGGAUUAUGUUUAAUCAUACAAAUAGCCUCGGGUCUUUUCUUAGCUAUGCAUUAUAGUUCAAAUAUUGAAUUAGCUUUCGAUAGUGUAGAACAUAUAAUGCGUGAUGUUAAUGCUGGUUGAUUAAUCAGAUAUAUACAUGCUAAUGGUGCAUCAUUCUUCUUUAUAUGUUUAUAUUUACACAUUGGUAAAGCAUUAUAUUAUGGUAGUUAUCGUACACCAAGAAUAAUGGUUUGAACAAUAGGUGUAAUUAUAUUUAUAUUAACAAUAGCUACAGGAUUUAUGGGUUAUUGUUUAGUUUAUGGACAAAUGUCUCAUUGAGGAGCAACAGUAAUUACUAAUUUAUUAAGUGCUAUACCAUUUAUUGGUAAUGAUAUUGUACCGUUCUUACAAUUGAUGAGCGGCUAUUCUGUAAGUAAUCCUACAAUACAAAGAUUCUUUGCUAUUCACUUCUUAUUACCAUUUAUAUUAGCUGCAUUAGUUAUAAUGCAUUUAAUGGCAUUACAUGUACAUGGAUCAUCUAAUCCAGUUGGUAUAUCAGGUAAUAUGGAUAGAAUACCAUUCCAUGGUUAUUUUGUCUUUAAAGACCUUAUAACUGUUUUUGUAUUUAUUUUAAUAUUUAGCUUAUUUAUAUUCUUUUCACCAAAUACAUUAGGUCAUAGUGAUAAUUAUAUACCUGGAAACCCUAUGGUGACUCCUGCCUCAAUUGUGCCUGAAUGAUACCUACUACCAUUCUAUGCAAUAUUGAGAUCAAUACCGGAUAAAUUAGGUGGAGUUAUAGCUAUGUUUGCAGCAUUAUUAAUAUUAUUAAUAUUACCAAUAACUGAUAGAUCAGUUAUAAGAGGUAAUACAUUUAAAGUAUUAUCAAAAUUUGCAUUUUAUUUAUUUGUAUUUAAUUUCUUAUUAUUAACUAAUUUAGGACAAUUACAUGUAGAAGUACCUUAUAUAGAAUUAGGACAAUAUGCAACAGCAUUUUACUUUAGCUACUAUAUUAUUAUUGUACCAUUUAUAUCAACAAUAGAAAAUAUAUUAUUUUAUAUUGGUACAAAUUCUAAUAAUUAA
Molecule: messenger RNA, 1167 nt
Organism: Dujonia railenensis
Lineage: Eukaryota; Fungi; Ascomycota; Pichiomycetes; Serinales; Debaryomycetaceae
Source: the annotation of a GenBank genome assembly